Priapulus caudatus is the source of this 2901-nucleotide messenger RNA. RefSeq names its product protein FAM151A-like. The transcript is spliced from 7 exons. The record is from RefSeq and is a predicted model, not a curated record. Bases 977 to 2446 code for a protein of 489 amino acids. Lineage: Eukaryota; Metazoa; Priapulida; Priapulimorpha; Priapulimorphida; Priapulidae.
UACAUCGUCUUUGAUCACCUCGGGGCGCUCUCGUGUAAGUCGUAAACAAAGGGUCAAGUAUCAAGGUUAUUGAAUGGUGUCUUCAUAAGGCAACACUCGCUCACCAUCAUAGAUGAAAGGCACACUAUAUAGCAUCAGUCAAACCUGUGUUAGCGGCAAUCUCUGUAGAAGGCACACCUAUCUACGAAGCAGACGUUUGACACUUCUCUCGAAUGGCAGUUAUACAAAGAAACCACUUCUCGAUCAAAUGAACUCCUGUCUGUGAAAGACGUUUUUGGUGUCGCCUCUGGGUGACCCAUAUAUACAGGGUUGGGUGUACGUACAUCUGCGAGCCUAGCCAAGAAAUUCGUCUGAAGAGAUAUGAAUCUAGAAAUCGUUUCGAAUAAGUGUGCCUUGUCGUUGUAUCCUCGCAGUGUUAAAAAAGUUAAAUGCAUUCCCGUGUCUAUUUGGCUCAUAGGGCGAUGCCUAUCUCCGUUUCCUCAACCCGAGGCCACGCACUUAGUUCACUGUUAGCACUACUCCUCACAGUGUACCCACUAUAUAAUCAGGCGGCCCUCUAGAUUGCUGUCUAGCUGACUAUAAGUAUAAGUUGUUGUAGGUGCAGCUUCUGUAAACAGCUACUCUCUACUAAGCUCGCACGAAAUCAACCAUGACGACUAGAUUUGGCCAUUUGCCGUGUUGUUGAUUGGCGAUUGGCCAUUGUUCGAGUUUAAACUUCGAGUGGUGUUGCUAAACUGUUCAUGUUUACAAUUUGGUUGUGGUGGUAAAGUGAGGUUUGUGUCGAAUAAGCUAGCGACAGAGCUAAUAGUAGCACAAACACUAACACAACCACGAAUAACUAUGAGGUGUGUUGCUGAUGUAUCAACGUUCGUCAAGCUUCCGUGAUCGUAUACCAACAAGGAUACAAUUUCUAUGAUUUACUGCGUUUCCACGGACGAGCUUCUGUAGUGUAUAGAGAGACUAUAGACCAUCAAGGAUGAUCACGGAUGCAGGAUGCAGGAUGUUCGGCUUUGCCAUUGUCAUUGGCAUCAUCGGCAUAUCGAGAGACAAGGCUGUGAUGAUGCUGGAAGCUGACGUCAUCUUGCGUGAAGGCAGCUUCAUUCCCGUCAUGGCUCAUUCGCCUGCUGUCGAUAGCAACCUGACGCUAGAGGAGUGGCUGCUUCGUACGGUAGUCGCCGACAAGGGCAUGAAGAUCGAUUUCAGGCUGAUUGGAGCCCUAGAUCCGGCCAUGGACGUACUGGUGGAGAUGGACAAAGACCUUCACGCCCCCUUGUGGAUAAACGCCGAUAUAGUCUCCGGACCCAACUACCCUCUUCCCCCGGUCGAUCCUGUUCGUUUCCUCGAGACAACCGUGCGUAGGUUUCCGCGCUCUGUACUGUCACUAGGCUGGACGACCUGGUGGGUCCCGGAUGGUUGCGUGGUCACACAGUCGAAUCGGUACACCUGGAAGAUGAUGCUGGACAUGGUGCAGCUUUGCUGCAGUCUACAGCAGCCCAUUACCUUCCCCGUCAGAGCCGUGUGGGCACACACGUCCUACGAUAAGUGGCUAUGGUUGACUCAGCUACGCCCUGACUUUACUCUCACCGUCUGGCACGGUGCCAGAGAUCCCAUCAACAUUACCGGACUCGUCAGCCUCCGUCGCCAUGGCGACCCACGACGCAUCUUUUAUGACUUCCCAGUCGGUCUGAAGCAACAGUUUCUGGAUGCGUUAGAGGAAGGGAACGUUUCGCCGGGAGCAGGUGGGCUUCCUUACACGUGGAACGCCACCUACUGGCAGGUUAUCCCUGCGGAGUCCUCCCAGAUCUUCAUGACAGAUAUGAACGUCGUGCUAGCUGGUGCCGGGCCGGACUGGGCGUUGCUAAGCUAUGGGGGACCACUCGACCGCGCAGCGCGCGUCACUGGCCGCGCGCAGUUCAUCAGCAACCGCCUCCCCGGUAACCCCGGCGACGAGGUGGAACGAAGCUACGUUGCCGUGACGAUGGUCGUCGGCAACAGAACGCUCGUCGUCGGCUUCAAUGACAAGGGUUUCGUCGAGAUACGGACAGAGGGCGCCGGCGGGGAGGCGACGGUCGUCGCCUCGCGCCAGGACGUCGCGUUAACAAGUGACUGCAUCAGCUUCGAGGUCGCGAUCGCCGGGAAACAAGUGACCGCCACCUCCACGGUCGUGCACUGCCGCGACUCAGCGGGCGACCCCGCCAACGCCGAUGCGUCUGCUAGCGUGACGUCGCGGUUGGGCGGGGAUGCGGUUGCUAAGCGGGGCGGGGAUGCGGUUGCUAAGCGGGGCGGGGAUGCGGUUGCUAAGCUGAGCGUGAGGAAGGCGGACGCUUGGCACGAUGUGCUCAUAGAGGACUUGACGAUUUCACGGAGCGCUGCCGGCAGCUUCCUUCCCGUUCCCGUGAUAACGUACGUGUUAAUCGUGGUCAUCGGCGGUGGUUCAGCUGCGUGAAAAGGUCGCCAUUAUUGUGGUUGCGUAACAGCAUAUAUGCCGAGUCUGAGCUUGGUUCGCUCUGUUAAACUUCCAGAUGGAAAUUUGACAAGUUGAGCAAGUUUAUCAACUCUUCGGCUAUAAUUUAGUAGCUAAAUCGUUAAAGUUUAGUGAUUUCUCAGCUCCGUUUCCCGUUAACGUUUAGCUGUGUUCGAAUACAUUUUCUAUAUAUCUACAUUACGUUUCCAUUAUAUACAUUGAAACGAAAUACUUUUACAACGAAAAACACAAGGGUGGCUUUAAAGUUAGUGGGUGUGUUCUAUAUAUACAUACAUCGAGCAGGGAAUUGUCACGUUUAACACUUUAAUCUAAUAAUAUAUGUUACUGUACAGCAUAGUGUAAAGUUGUGCGAUGUUGCACAUGAAAACGGGUAACGACCAGCGAUGGUCUGAAUUUCUGAAAUAAAGUGAUUGCUA